AAGUCCAUUGGUAGUUUGGCUUCUAGUUCCAUAACACUUGUACGAUUUUUUGGCCCCCUCUCUGCUUAUUCUUCUCUCUCCCUCUCUCUCUCUCUCUCUCUUCUUCGUAUGGCGAUGCAAACGGUUUAUUUGAAAGAACAUGAAGGGGUUGUCCACAAUUCUGUUGGACAGUUAUCAUCUGCAACUUCAGCUCCAUGGUGGAGUGCCUUUGGAUCUCAAUCAGUUUGUGGGGAGUCUUGUGGCCAAAUGAAACCCUUUUCAUUGGAGCUUCCCAACUAUGUAGACCAAUUGGCCACCGGCAAGCAAUCAGCACGAGGCGUUGAACAAUUGUUGGAUAGAGGACAUACAACCCAGUUUACUAUCUUUCCAGAUGAUGCACAAAGUCCUCAGGCAACCUUAUCACUGCAGUCAUCACUUGCUGAGCCCCGCAAUCGUUUUGAGCAUGGGUUUAAUCAGCCUAUGAUCUGUGCAAAAUAUCCUUAUAUGGAUCAAUUUUAUGGGCUCAUCUCAACUUAUGGACCUCAAAUUUCGGGACGUAUAAUGCUUCCAUUUAACUUGACAUAUGAUGAUGGACCAACUUACGUAAAUGCUAAGCAGUACCACGGAAUCAUUAGACGUCGACAAUCCCGGGCUAAAGCUGUACUUGAGAAUAAAUUGAUAAAACGGCGCAAGCCAUAUAUGCAUGAAUCACGCCAUCUACAUGCAAUGCGGCGACCAAGAGGAUGCGGUGGUCGCUUCUUGAACACGAGAAAUUCCACUGACGUAAAUGGUAAAAGUGGAAGAGAAGUGAACAAAAACAGUGCCUCUCAGAGUUCUGAGGUUGGAACUAUAAAUUCAUCAAAGGAGACAAAUGGAAGCAGUCCAAAUAUCUCCGGUUCAGAGGUGACCAGCAUGUAUUCUCGAGGAGGUUUUGAUAACUUUUCUGUCAAUCAUCUUGGAUCUACCGUUCACUCACUAACAGGCAUGAUAGAUAGUGGGCACGGUAUCAUCAUGUCCACAAAAUGGGGUGCAGCAGGUAACUGCUGCAACCUUAAAGUUUGAUUGGCAAGGAGACAAGAGGGCUUGGUGUAACGCUACACCAAACCCCCCUUGCGAUGACCAGAUGAACACGCCAAUCUGUUGCAGUUUCUUGCGUUUGCUGUGACAAAUUUGGUUCUGGAGGCUUGCCUCUACAUCUGGUUUGAAGGCAAAUCAUUGAUGGCUGGUGCUCAGGCAACUCAUCCUUGGCUCAUUUUAUUUAUAGUACUGUCUUUGUCUAUCUGCGCAUGCUUGUUGCAGCAUGGUUAGACAUGCUAACAGCUUGAUAUCCUGAUGCAGUAGACUAUGAUGUGUCUGUCUAUGUUAAAAUAAAAGCAUGAAUUCUAACUAUGUGUGUGCUUUUCUAGUCAUGUCUAGGUGUGUUGUUUUAUUCUGACUUUGUGUGGAAAAAAAUGUAUCAUAGAACUAUGGAUUGUGAUCUUUGUUAGAAAAAUAAAACAUUGAUCUCGUUUUAUCCUCCUCGGAAAUGUCAAUAUUUUAUUAUCUUUUGCAUUUGGGUUAUAUAAAGGCAGUACAAGAAGUCACAAGUAGGUUAAGGCUUUCCACAAGGAACAUGGAGUAGACAUGAUCACUUUGUAUUUUGGUGGACUUUGCGUCCGUUUGGUUUUAAGUUAAGUAAAAUUGAUUUUGAUUCAAUUAAUUUUGAAUCGUUGAAUGAUGUUGAGACGUGCAUAAAUUUAUCUAAAUAAUAUUUUU
This is a messenger RNA of Abrus precatorius (Indian licorice), 1734 nucleotides long. RefSeq names its product nuclear transcription factor Y subunit A-10-like. Gene Ontology annotation, biological process: regulation of transcription by RNA polymerase II. The record is from RefSeq and is a predicted model, not a curated record. Bases 109 to 1041 code for a protein of 310 amino acids. The transcript has 6 exons. Gene Ontology annotation, molecular function: DNA-binding transcription factor activity, RNA polymerase II-specific; RNA polymerase II cis-regulatory region sequence-specific DNA binding. Lineage: Eukaryota; Viridiplantae; Streptophyta; Magnoliopsida; Fabales; Fabaceae.